AUUCAGAAUGAUUUCAGAUUAGAAAUAGAACUUAUUAUUGAAUGGAGUUAAAAUGAAGAAGAGUUUUGUGGAAAGCUUUAAAAACUAUUGUAAUUGUGAAAAACAGCUUCAGAUUUUACUAUCUACUUAAUUUGUGGCAUUUGCUUUUGGCUUUAAUAUUUAAAUUGAAACUUUCUACAAUAUGGAAUUUUUUUCAUUCUACUUAUUUCUUUCCUUAAUUUUAUUUCAAAUUUGUGGAAUUUUUUGCAUUAAUCGUCCACCAAAUUUUGUGAUUUUCUUAACUGAUGACCAAGACAUUGCUUUGGGUGGUUUGAAACCUUUGGAAAAGACUGAUUCAAUAAUUAAAAAGCAUGGGACUGAGUUCAUAAAUAUGUUUGUGACUACUCCUCUGUGUUGUCCUAGUAGAGCUAGUAUUCUAACAGGUAAAUAUGCUCGCAAUCAUGAAGUUCGAAAUAAUUCAGUCAGUGGAAAUUGCAAUUCCAUAUAUUGGCAGAAUAACUAUGAAGACAAAACUUUCAUCACUCAUUUUAAGAAAAGGGGCUAUUCUACAUUUUAUGCUGGAAAAUAUUUGAAUCAGUAUGGCAAAAAUGAAGUUGGAGGAGUAGAGCACAUACCAUCAGGAUGGGACAAGUGGGUAGGUUUGGUUGGAAAUUCUCGUUAUUAUAAUUAUACUUUAUCAGUAAAUGGCAGAAAAGUUGAACAUGGUGUAGACCCUCAGAAAGAUUAUCUUACUAAUGUUAUAUUGGAACAUUCUCUGGAUUUCUUGAAUCUGAAAAAUGAAUCCACUUCAUUUUUUAUGUUCUUAUCUCCACCAGCUCCACAUGCACCUUUUACAUCUUUUCCACGAUAUAAAAACAAGUUUUCCAGCUUCUCAGCUCCUCGGACACCAAAUUUUGGUGUAAAUGGAGGUAUGAGAAAACAUUGGUUACUGCGACAGACACCCAAAAUUUUACCCCCAUCAGUAAUUGAAAGCAUUGAUGAUGUAUUUAGAAACAGGUGGAGAACAUUGCUAUCAGUUGAUGACAUGGUACACGAAAUAUACAAUAAUCUUAAAGGGAAGAAAUUAUUAGAAAAUACUUACAUAUUUUUCACCUCAGAUAAUGGCUUUCAUUUAGGACAAUUUUCCUUGCCUUGGGAUAAGAGACAACUUUAUGAAUUUGAUGUUAGAGUUCCUCUUUUAGUCAGAGGUCCAACAGUUGAAAAAGGCAUAGAGAUAAAACAUCCAGUGCUGAACAUUGAUCUAGCUCCUACAUUUCUGGAACUAGCAAAUAUUCCUAUUCCUGAAGAUUUAGAUGGGGAAUCAUUUGCUCCUUAUUUAAAAGAGUUGAAAAGAAAACCUAGUAAUAGAACCUCUUUUAUAAUUGAACAUCAAGGUGAAUCAACAAAUAAACCUGUUCCAGGAUGUCCGCAGUACAAGUCUGGGGAAGUUAAUACUUGCGAAAUCGAUUGCAUUUGUGAAGAUUCAUGGAACAACACUUAUAUCUGCGUCAGACAGUUGUCAAAGAAAGAAAAUUUAAUAUCCUGUAUUUUUAAGGAUGAAGAGAGCUUUGGAGAAGCAUAUAACAUCACUCAAGAUCCUUUCCAACUGCGGAACCUUUUUCCAUCUUUGAACUCUGUUUUUUCUAGUCAUCAUCUCAAGAAAUUGUUUCUGUAAAGAGCUUAAUUUUCUACUGACCAAAUUAAAUGUAAAUAACUUUUUUUAAUCUUGAUUUUUAAUUUCUGUGACUUAUAUAUUUGUGUGUUGAAAUAUGAUUUUUUUCUCUUUAUAUUUUUUUGUAAAACAUUUAUUAAUAAAAUGUACAAACCAUU
Messenger RNA from Argiope bruennichi, 1809 nucleotides. RefSeq names its product N-acetylglucosamine-6-sulfatase-like. The transcript is spliced from 12 exons. Gene Ontology annotation, biological process: glycosaminoglycan metabolic process. Gene Ontology annotation, molecular function: glycosaminoglycan binding; N-acetylglucosamine-6-sulfatase activity. The coding region runs from base 182 to 1654 and encodes 490 amino acids. NCBI's taxonomy places the organism in Eukaryota, Metazoa, Arthropoda, Arachnida, Araneae, Araneidae. The record is from RefSeq and is a predicted model, not a curated record.